AUGGAUGCCGAUGUCGUUGGGAUCGAUAUCGAUGAUGACGAUGGCGACGAUGCUGUCAUAUUCAGCAUCUCCAAUGACUGCCACAGUGAGGACGAUGACGCCCUCACUGGUGAAGACAACGUUCUUGCAGCAGUGCACACGAAGCGCACUGGUGUUGACAAGGAUGAGCCAUCAGAGGAAUUUCUGCUGACUCGCGAAGCGGUUGUCCACUUCCGUUCAAGACUCUAUUGCAGAUGCACUAGACCGACAGAAGAGAAGACGUAG
Molecule: messenger RNA, 264 nt
Organism: Peronospora matthiolae
Lineage: Eukaryota; Oomycota; Peronosporomycetes; Peronosporales; Peronosporaceae
Source: the annotation of a GenBank genome assembly